UCUAGUUUGCAACCUCCGAGAGUAGGGACUUUAUGUAGUGUUUCCAUAGAUUUUAAAAGGAAUCACAACGUAAAAUGUGGACAAUCAAUGUUGUGUUUUUAUUGUUUGCGUGUGUUUGUGUUCUGGGAGGAGAAAUAGAGUCAAAAAAUGAAGCCAUUUCAUCUAAACCGAAACAGGAAAGUACUGAAUCCACAUUUGAUGACUUUGAGACUAAUAAGAUUUGUAACUGUCGUUGUGGAGAACGUAACGAAGCAUCGCGUAUAGUUGGAGGAGUGGAGUCAGCGGUAAACGAGUUCCCAUGGGUUGCGCGAUUGACUUACUUUAAAAAAUUCUAUUGUGGAGGCAUGCUCAUUAAUGACAGAUAUGUGAUGACAGCUGCCCAUUGCGUCAAAGGUUUGAUGUGGUUCAUGAUAAAGGUGACCCUGGGUGAACAUAACCGAUGUAAUGAAACACAUAGACCAACCACUAGAUUUGUUGUCAACGUCGUGGCCCAUAACUUCACCUAUGUAGACUUUAGGAAUGAUUUAGCUCUGCUGAAGCUAAAUGAUAAGGUGGAAAUUACAAAUACAGUCAAACCAGUGUGCUUACCACAUAAUGAUGAUAAUGAAUACAUAGGUGUCAAAGCAAUAGCUGCAGGUUGGGGAUCGAUCGGCGAACAAAAAAAUCACUCCUGCCAACUAUUAGAAGUGGAAUUGCCAGUUAUAAGUAACAAGGAGUGUAGGGAUACGAAAUAUGAAACCGCUAUGAUUGCUGAUAAUAUGCUGUGUGCUGGAUAUCCAGCGGAAGGGAAUAGGGAUACUUGCCAGGGAGACAGUGGCGGCCCAUUGUCAGCGGAGAGAACGGAUAAACGAUACGAAUUAUUAGGCAUCGUCUCCUGGGGUAUUGGAUGCGGCAGACGUGGUUAUCCCGGAGUGUACACCAGAGUGACAAAGUACUUGUAUUGGAUUAAGCAUCACGCACGCCAGGGCUGCUUCUGCAAAAACUGUGAAAGUUUAAGUAAUCUAUUAGGAUAUUAUUUGGGAUUUCGUCGCCUAUGCUUGUGCCGAUGUGGUGUGAAACAAGGUCCUAAAAGUGGAAUACAUAGUCGAAUGCUUGGCGGAGAAACGAUUCAGCCUUUGCAAAUGCCAUGGUUGGUUUAUAUUCACACAAAUAAAACAGUAACCGGCACUCUUAUAUCUAACAGGCAUGUCAUAACAGCUGCCUCUAAUGUUUAUGACAUGUUACCAUCAAAAGUAUCCGUGACUUUGGGAUCUAAUGGACUCUGUGAUAAGGCGUCAUCAGCGAUCAAUGCAAGUGUUGAGGCAAUAUUAAUAAAUCCUAAAUAUUCACGGAGUAGAAAAAACGACGAUAUUGCGUUGAUAAAAUUACGCAACGAAGUUCUAUUUACUGAAGUUAUUUCUCCAAUUUGUAUGCCCAUAUAUGAUAUCGGUGAUAAACAACAGUUAGCAGAAGUAGCCUCAGUAGCGACUGACGAGAAAAAGUUAUCUACGUAUUGUACUGCUCGCAUCGCAUCCUUGCCAAUAUUAUCCGAAAGAUCAUGUUUAUCUGCUACCAAUGCCUCAUUUGUAACUCCAGAUAAAGGGUGUCUGGGUCCGGUUGGUGCUAUUGGGACUUUGUGCCAGACUGACGUCGGUGCACCAGUAAUGACGCGUUUUACCACUUUAAGCCCAUACAGAUUGAUUGGAGUGUUAUCAUCAGCAUCGUGUUACGAAAAGCAAACGCCGCUUUACACCAGAAUAAUAGAUCAUCUUCCUUGGAUUAAUGAGAAUAUUCGCCGGGAUUGCCAAUGCUUUUAAGCCAAUAAAUAUGAAUAUUUUAA
Messenger RNA from Pieris rapae (cabbage white), 1819 nucleotides. Its product is annotated as serine protease 53. Gene Ontology annotation, molecular function: serine-type endopeptidase activity. Gene Ontology annotation, biological process: proteolysis. The transcript has 12 exons. NCBI's taxonomy places the organism in Eukaryota, Metazoa, Arthropoda, Insecta, Lepidoptera, Pieridae. The record is from RefSeq and is a predicted model, not a curated record. The coding region runs from base 75 to 1796 and encodes 573 amino acids.